UUUGCCUAGGCUGUUUGUGACGAUACUGGUGUACUAUGGCCCCUUUUAAGACUUAUAAGUCGCUGGUCCAGCUGAAGCACAAAGAAGGGACCCUAUUUGAAGUGGUCGGAGACUCCAGCACGCUGCCCAAGUGGUUCUUUACCGAGCAUCUGGAUGAUCCAAAGACAGUGUAUGUGAAUCCUUGGCUCGUGGAAGCAAUGUUUGGCAAGGAUGGAGAGUACAUUCCACAUGUCGAGAGUAUGUCACGGACCUUGCUUAAAGUGACCCAUUGGCGUCCUGAAGAAGAUGCAGAGAUUUUGAUAUUCGGGCCUCCUCAUUACCAAGAAGACGUUUCCCAGAUGAUAUCCAACUUGGUCAACUAUUUCCGCCCGCGAAUGAGGCAAGAGAAGAACCUUUCUCAAGAGGAUGAGACCCAGUGUCUUCCUGUGGAGGUCCAUGAGGUUACCACCCGGCUGUCUCCCUUGGGGAAAGUCCAAGAGGCUGCCACCCAGCUGUCUCCCGUGGGGAAAGGCCAAGAGGCUGCCACCCAGCUGUCUCCCGUGGGGAAAGUCCAAGAGGCUGCCACCCGGCUGUCUCCCAUGGGGAAAAUUCAAGAGGCUGCCACCCGGCUGUCUCUCGUUAGGAAAGUCAAAGAGGCUGCCACCCAGCUGUCCCCCGUGGAGGUCCAUGAGGCUGCCACCCAGCUGUCCCCCGCUCCCGUGGAGGUUGUUGAUGCUGCUACCCAGCAGGCUCCUGUGGAUGUUGCUGAGGCUGCCACCCAGCUGUCCUCCAUGGAGGUCGAUGAUGCUGUCUCCCAGCAGGCUCCUGUGGAGGUCGAUGAUGCUGUCUCCCAGCAGGCUCCCGUGGAGGUUGUUGAUGCUGCUACCCAGCAGGCUCCUGUGGAGGUCCAUGACGCUGCUACUCAGCAGGCUCCCGUGGAGGUCCAUGAGGCUGGUACCCAGCAGGCUCCCGUAGAGGUUGGUGAUACUGCCGAACAGCUGGCUCCUGUGACUGUCUAUGAAGCUCCCAUCCAGCAGACUCAUGUGGAGGCUAGUGAGGCUGCCACUGAGCAGACCUCAGGGGCUGUUCAUCGGGAUGUCGUUCAGGAGGCUGCCACUCAGCAGCAUUCUGUAGAGGCCUCUGAGGCUCUGCCCUAGAAGUUUCCUGAGGUUGUUCUUGAAGGGGGGGACCCAGAGUUCUCCAGUGGAGAGCCAUGA
This is a messenger RNA of Alexandromys fortis (reed vole), 1196 nucleotides long. Its product is annotated as KH domain-containing protein 3-like. NCBI's taxonomy places the organism in Eukaryota, Metazoa, Chordata, Mammalia, Rodentia, Cricetidae. The transcript is spliced from 4 exons. Gene Ontology annotation, molecular function: RNA binding. Gene Ontology annotation, cellular component: protein-containing complex. The record is from RefSeq and is a predicted model, not a curated record.